This is a messenger RNA of Spea bombifrons (plains spadefoot toad), 5462 nucleotides long. It is a transcript of the gene RALGAPB, whose product is annotated as Ral GTPase activating protein non-catalytic subunit beta. The transcript is spliced from 32 exons. Bases 165 to 4730 code for a protein of 1521 amino acids. Gene Ontology annotation, biological process: regulation of small GTPase mediated signal transduction; activation of GTPase activity. Lineage: Eukaryota; Metazoa; Chordata; Amphibia; Anura; Pelobatidae. The record is from RefSeq and is a predicted model, not a curated record. Gene Ontology annotation, molecular function: GTPase activator activity.
CAUCUUGCGGCGGCUCUGGUUUCCAUCCGCCCAGUGGGUUGCGGAAGCAGUGACCCAGCCGGGCCUUGGGCACCUUGAAGGAAAGAGUUCUACUGAUGCUGAAGGCCGGAGAGAGGAGCUUCCCGACUACUCUGCGAGACGUCGGGCUCUGAGAGGCGCUCACCAUGUACUCAGAGUGGAGGACUCUGCACCUCGUCAUCAAGAACGACCAGGGUCACACCAGCGUGCUGCACAGCUACCCGGAAAAUGUGGGCCGCGAAGUGGCGAACGCAGUGGUCCGGCCGCUGGGCCAAGCGCUCGGCUCGCCCUCCUCCGGACAUGAAAGCAUAUUGAAAACAGACAAAGAAGUGAAGUGGACCAUGGAGGUGAUAUGUUACGGGCUCACGUUACCCCUGGAAGGGGAUACAGUGAAGUAUUGCGUGGAUGUUUAUACAGAUUGGAUUAUGGCCCUCGUGUCUCCCAAGGACUCCAUCCCCCUACCGGUUGUCAGAGAACCCAACAUGUACGUCCAGAUCAUUCUCAAGCACCUCCAGAACGUCUUUGUGCCCAGACAGGAGCAGUUUAAUAGCCAGAUUCGGCUCUGCCAGCAGGUUCUGCGCUCCGUCCAGAAGCUGGCCAGGGACUCGACAAGCAUGGCACGUGAGACCUGGGAGGUGCUGCUCCUGUUUUUGCUGCAGAUUAAUGACACUCUUCUGGCUGCGCCAACCGUGCCAGGGGGCAUUGCAGAAAGCCUCGCUGACAAGCUCAUUGGAGUUCUGUUUGAGGUCUGGUUUUUGGCCUGUACACGCUGCUUUCCCACACCGCCUUACUGGAAGACGGCCAAAGAAAUGGUGGCCAAUUGGAGACAUCAUCCCGCCGUGGUAGAGCAGUGGAGUAAAGCCAUCUGUGCACUUACUUCAAGGUUGCUGCGGUUCACCUACGGCCCGUCGUUUCCUCCGUUCAAGGUUCCUGAAGAAGAUGCCAGCCUGAUUCCUGCGGAAAUGGACAACGAGUGCGUGACCCAGACAUGGUUCCGAUUUCUUCACAUGUUGAGCAAUCCGGUGGAUCUCAGCAAUCCAAGCAUUAUAGGCACAACACCCAAAUUUCAGGAGCAGUUCCUGAAUGUCAGCGGUAUGACUCAAGAACUCAAUCAAUAUUCUUGUCUCAAGCAACUGCCACAGAUUUUCUUCCGAGCCAUGCGCGGGGUCAGCUGCCUGGUAGAUGCCUUCUUAGGAGUUGCAGUCUUUAAGAACAUUGGGUUCCAAAGAUUACCCAAAUAUGGUAUCUCUCGCCCCAGAGCAGACAGCGCUCCACCUACACCGGUAAACAGACUCAGCAUGCCUCAGAAUACAGCUACCAACACCACCCCGCCGCACAACCGGAGGCAUCGCACCGUCACUGUGAACAAGACCACCGUAAAAACCAGCUCAGCGAGCACAACCCACAGCACAAAGGUCCAGCAACAGGCAUCUUCCACGUCUCCACUGUCCAGCCCGAACCAAGCCAGCUCCGAACCUCGUCCGCUGCCGGCCCCUACGCGCCCCAAAGUCAAUAGCAUUCUGAACCUGUUUGGUUCCUGGUUGUUUGAUGCCGCAUUGGUUCACUGCAAGCUGCAGAACGGAGUGAACCGAGACAGCAGCAUGACAGCAUCUUUUAUCCAAAUUCUUCUUUCUUAUAAAUCUUCGAUGGCCACGCAGGCCACCAUGGAGUUUCGUCGCAAAGGCUCUCAGUUGUCCACCGACACCAUGGGCUCGAGCACCGUGUUUGAUGCCAAUGAAUUCCCAGAUAAUUAUGAGGCAGGACGGGCUGAGGCAUGCGGUACCUUAUGCAGGAUAUUCUGCAGCAAGAAAACCGGGGAAGAGAUACUGUCCGCGUACCUCUCCAGGUUUUACAUGGUUUUAGUCCAGGGCUUGCAAAUAGGAGACUUCAUCUGCCACCCCGUGCUGGCCAGCAUUAUCCUGAACUCGCCUGCUCUCUUCUGCUGUGAUCUCAAAGGGAUCAACGUGGUCGUUCCAUACUUCAUUUCUGCACUUGAAACCAUUUUGCCUGACAGGGAACUUUCAAAGUUUAAAAGCUACGUAAACCCAACAGAACUAAGGCGAUCGAGCAUUCACAUCUUGCUGUCGCUGCUGCCUCUUCCGCACCAUUUUGGGACUGUAAAAUCCGAGGUCCUGCUGGAGGGAAAGUUUAGCAACGACGACAGCUCGGUUGGUGAUAAACCAGUGACCUUCCUGUCCCUGAAGCUGAGACUUGUCAAUAUUCUUAUAGGAGCUCUACAGACGGAGACAGAUUCUAACAACACUCAAAUGAUUUUAGGUGCAAUGCUGAACAUAGUUCAAGACUCUGCAUUCUUAGAAGCAACCGGUAACCAGGUAGAAAUGAUAGAGAAUAAUCUACUGAAAAGCCACAGCAGAACAAACAGUGGUAUCAGCACGGCCAGCGGUGGCAGCACUGAGCCCACUACUCCAGACAGCGAGAGACCGGCGCAGGCACUGCUGAGGGACUACGCUCUUCAUACAGAUACAGCCGCCGGCCUGCUCAUGCGCAGCAUCCAUUUGAUCACCCAGCGGCUGAAUAGUCAGUGGAGGCCGGACAUGAGCAUCUCGUUGGCAGCCCUGGAGCUACUGUCUGGUUUGGCCAAGGUCAAGGUUAACAUAGACCCGUCGGACAGGAGGAGGGCCGUGAGUUCCGUGUGCACAUACAUCGUGCACCAGUGCUCGCGCCCGGCCCCUUACCAUUCACGGGACCUCCACUCCAUGAUUGUAGCCGCGUUCCAGUGCCUGUGUGUUUGGCUCACGGAGCAUCCUGACAUGUUAAAUGAAAAGGACUGCCUGAAGGAGGUGCUGGAGAUUGUAGAGUUGGGUAUCUCUGGCAGCAAGUCAAUAAAUUCUGAGCAGCAGGAGGUCCGCUACAAAGGAGACAAGGAACACAACCCAGCCUCGAUGAGGGUGAAAGACGCAGCAGAAGCCACUUUAACCUGUAUCAUGCAGCUGCUUGGGGCAUUUCCUCCACCUAGCGGCCCAGCCUCCCCCUGCAGCUUGGUGAAUGAGACCACUCUAGUCACCUACUCACGGCUGCCCAUUGUCAACAAGUACAGUUUCCGAUACUUUGUCUUGGAUAACAGCGUCAUUCUGGCCAUGUUGGAGCAGCCGCUAGGCAAUGAGCAAAGCAAUCCCAGCCCAUUCAUCACUGUUUUGAUCCGAGGGAUGUCUGGCCGCCAUGCCUGGUCCAUGCAGCUUUGUCACCUCUCUAGGACAGCUCGAGCCUGUCAGAGGAUGUUCGUUCCCGAGGCUAGGCCUGAGCCUAAAAACAAUGUUGGCAUUAAGUACAACGUGAAGCACCGUCCGUUCCCAGAAGAAGUGGACAAAAUUCCCUUUGUUAAAGCUGACCUGAGCAUUCCUGACUUGCACGAGAUCGUUACAGAAGAGUUGGAAUUGAGGCACGAAAAGUUAAAGCUCGGAAUGGCCAAGCAAAUAAAGUAUGAGACGGCCCUGGAGCACAUAAAAGAGGAGGAGUGGAGAAAGAAAAGUUACCCUGACCCUGUGACGGAGUGCAGGCCUCCGCCGCCUGCCCAGGAGUUCCAGACGGCGCGCUUACUCCUCUCCCACUUUGGCUUCCUGUCUCUGGAGGCGCUCAAAGAACCUACAAACAGUCGUCUACCUCCUCACCUGAUCGCACUCGACUCUCACAUCCCCGGAUUCUUUGAUGAUAUCGGGUACUUGGAUUUGUUACCUUGCCGCCCCUUCGAUACGGUUUUUAUUUUCUACAUGAAGGCUGGCCAGAAAACAAGCCAAGAGAUCCUGAAGAACAUGGACUCUUCUAGUAAUGUACAGCCGCACUUCUUGGAGUUCCUGCUGUCCUUGGGCUGGCCAGUGGAUGUAGGGAAGCACCCCGGCUGGACGGGUCAUGUCUCUACCAGCUGGUCUAUCAACUGCACUGGUGAGAACGAACAGCAAGAUCAAGAGGAAACCGGUUUUUCGGAGGACUCUGGUGGAAGUGUUUUUAACGGGGAGAAGAAAGUCCUUUACUACGCCGAUGCUCUGACUGAGAUUGCAUUCGUGGUUCCAUCACCUAUGGAUUCCUCAACGGAUUCCACAGAAAGUAAUGUGUCGGAGUUUGAUGGCGACUCCAAUAUGGACCUUCUCCCUGGGAUAUUGAAGCAGCCUUUAACUCUUGAAUUAUUCCCGAAUCACACGGAAAGCCUCAAUUCCACGCAGAGGCUAAGCCCAUCAUCCCGUACCAAGAAGUUACCGCAAGGACGUACCGUCCCACCCUUGGGUCCAGAGACGAAGGUGGCAGUUGUGUGGCUGGAGCAGUAUGACGAUAUAGAAAACUUUCCUUUAUCUGAUCUGGUGGCAGAAACCAGCACUGGCAUUGAGACCACUACUAACAGCAGCACUUCCAUCAGGAACAGCGCUCCAGAAAAAGAAGUCCCAGUGAUCUACAUCCACCCCCUGUACACCGGCCUGUUCCGUGUAAAAGUACACGGAGCUUCAGGGAAAUUCAACAUGGUGAUCCCGUUAGUCGAGGGAAUGGUGGUUAGCAGGAGAGCCCUGGGUUUCUUAGUGAGACAAACAGUCAUUAAUAUUUGCCGGAGGAAGAGGCUGGAAAGCGAUUCAUACAACACGCCGCAUGUCCGCCGAAAGCAGAAGAUCACAGACAUUGUCAACAAGUACAGGAACAGACAAUUGGAGCCCGAGUUUUAUACUACCCUUUUUCAUGAUGUGGGCAUGAAUAGCUGCACCCCAUAAACCAAAGACCCCGUCUGGGUCUCGGAGGGAGGGCAUUAAACUGAAUUAAACUCUCCUGGAGUGUCUGUUAACCAAAAAAGAGAGCUGAUGCACUGAAUGUGUCAUGGAGGAGCCUCCGUAACACGCCACUGAAAAUCCAAACUACAGAAGUCUUUUUGGGUUAUUAGAAGGCUGGUGCUAGCACUGGUUAUGGCACCAACGACUCUGUAGAUUCAUCUGCUAUGCCGCAUGUGGAAGAUCUUUAUAGACUAUCGCCCCCCCCCUAGUUUACCCGAGAACUACUAUUCCAGUCUCUUCGCUCCUGUUUUGUAUAUUAAUUUUUAUCUCUUUCUAUGUAAGGGAUCUGAAUUGUUAAGCAGGUCUGUGAGCCUAUUUGGCGUAUGUCUAAGGUCCUAGAAAUGCGGGCUUACGCAGUGUUUUAACGGACCAAGUUGCACAGAGACCCCAAUUGUCACGAAGCAGGAGUUUCAGACUCCGCACUCAGUAGUUGUCUUCCUCUGGUAAGCAAGGAGACUAUUCUUGAGGAGGGAGGUUCAAGGAAAAACUUCACAAUAUGUAUGCAAUCUUUAUUUUUCAAUAUAUAGCUGUACAUUUUUUGUCUUGGUCAGUAUCUGUCUUGCCACAAAAAAGCCUACAUGGGUGUCACAGCAGUUCCUGCGCAGAUAAUAAGCACUCUAUACAACUGAUAAUUAACCUCACCUGGCCAUCAGAUUAAAUAACAUUUUCAGAUCA